AAAGAACCACAUUAACCUACCAAACCAAAAUACAUAAAACCAGCACUAAUAUCCCUUCUUUGUGUCAAUUAAAAACCAAUGUUCUCAUCUUUUAUUUUCUCUUUCUAACUAAAACCUCAGAUUAUAAAAGUUGCACCUACAAUUCAUUUAAUUAAUUUCGAAACCACAACCAUCUGUCCACUCUACAAUAACAACAAAGUAGUAGUAGCAAUUUAUUCAGCUGGAUUUUCUUAUUCCGUGUGGCUCUCACGCUUAGAAGCUAAAUUGUGAGGAGUACAAGAGAAGGGCGUGAAAUGAAAGAGGGCCUACCAGCAAUCGAGUAACACGUUUCUCUACCGCUAAUAUCUCACAUCCUUAUCCUCUUUCUGACUAUUCCCAUUUCCCCCCCACCCCCUUUUGUCUCCUCUCUUUCUCUAUCUAAAUCUAUUCCUUCAUCUAUCUAGCUUAUUAUCUUUUCUUAUUCCAUCCAUUUAGUAUAUUUCUUCUGCUUCUUCUUCUUUCUUUUACUUCCCUUUUGCAAGUUGCUAUCUUUAUUUAUCCUUAGGGUUGGUUUUCUCUAUCCUUAUCUUUUCUUUUCUUUUUUGAAACCCUCGACUCAUCGCCGUGCUCAAAGGUUGUACCUUUUUAACGAUUGAAUCGGGGGUUGUAUCUUUUUUGUUUUGUUUUUUGUUGCUUGUUAUUAUGGCUUUGGUGGCGGCUUUGCUUGAGAUUUUAGAAAGACCUAGUUUUUGGGAGGUAUUAUUAGAGCUGGUGAUGUUUAUGGGUCCCAUCUGGAUUGCUGUUGUUGUUGGGGUAUUGGUGGGAUGGGCAUGGAAGCCCAAGUGGGCUAAGCUUGGCCCUGAUGAUGUUUCUGCCUCCUCUUCUUCUUCCGGUAUGCUCCUCCAGAACUUGUCAUCUGGGUUUGCUUCCCUCAAUACUCUCAAAUUCCAACUUCCCACCUGCAACAUUCCUUGGAUCAAGGAAACUCAGUCCCCGCCCACCGUUUCAUGUUCGAGCUUCAGUUCAUCCGAGCUGGAAGGCGAGAAAUCAGUAGUAACAGAGGCAGACCUUCUUUACUUAGACGGAUUGGUUGAAGAAUCAAAUGGAGGACCCGCUUGGAUUCAGAUGAUGGACCGUUCUACCUCAAACAUGUCCUAUCAAGCUUGGCGUAGAGAUCCUGAGACUGGACCCCCGCAAUAUCGUAGCAGAACUAUAUAUGAGGAUGCCACUCCAGAAAUGGUGAGGGAUUUCUUCUGGGAUGAUGAAUUUCGGUUGAAGUGGGAUGACAUGCUUAUACAUGCUGAAACUUUGGAAGAGUGUCCUAACACUGGAACCAUGAUGGUUCAGUGGGUGCGUAAGUUUCCCUUCUUUUGCAGUGAUAGAGAAUACAUUAUAGGCCGUCGAAUUUGGGAGUCAGGGCGAACUUACUAUUGCGUCACAAAGGGUGUACCAUGCUCCUCUGUGCCCCGUCGCAACAAACCAAGACGUGUUGAUCUCUACUAUUCAAGCUGGUGCAUUCGUGCAGCUGAAUCCAAGAGAGAUGGUCUGAUGACUGCAUGUGAAGUGUUACUCUUUCAUUAUGAAGACAUGGGUAUACCUUGGGAAAUUGCAAAACUCGGGGUUAGACAAGGUAUGUGGGGAGCUGUGAGGAAGAUUGAUCCUGGUUUACGUGCAUACCAGAAACAGAGAGCAUCCGAAGUCCCAAUUUCAAGAAGUGCAUUCCUGGCGCAGGUCAACACCAAAGUUGACAUUGAUAACCUCAGAUCACUGGGGAGCAGAGCCAUUCUGUCUGAGAUUGAGCCUGAGGAUUCAUACGAGAAGCCUGCGCGAAGGAACAUACCAAGGUUCCUAGUUAUUGGUGGGGCAGUUGCCCUUGCUUGUAGUCUUGAUCGCGGACUUCUGACAAAAGCGGUUAUAUUUGGAGUUGCUAGAAGGUUUGCAGGGAUUGGGAAAAGGUUGUGAAACUGCUCUAGUAUGUCAAAGGCAUUUAUAUACAUCAUCUGACCCAUAGGAGAACAUACUUUGCCAGCAAGGCAGCCGUUGUGAAGAGCUAUGCGAGCUAUAUCCUCCUCCACCGCGAAGAGCAUCGAGAGUUGUAUUCUGUUGUUUUCUGUCGAGCUGCAAUGCAGCCACUGUUCAGGAGAAUCCAGAUAAUAUACAUGUAUUCUUUGAAAAUUCUGGUUAUCACUGAAUAUCUCAUGCUGCAAAUAAAAAGCAGAGCUGAUUCUUUUUAUGGA
Nicotiana tabacum (common tobacco) is the source of this 2216-nucleotide messenger RNA. RefSeq lists its product as uncharacterized. Gene Ontology annotation, molecular function: lipid binding. The record is from RefSeq and is a predicted model, not a curated record. Lineage: Eukaryota; Viridiplantae; Streptophyta; Magnoliopsida; Solanales; Solanaceae.